This is a messenger RNA of Yamadazyma tenuis ATCC 10573, 3055 nucleotides long. The record is from RefSeq and is a predicted model, not a curated record. NCBI's taxonomy places the organism in Eukaryota, Fungi, Ascomycota, Pichiomycetes, Serinales, Debaryomycetaceae.
AAUCAAAUAUAAAAGUUCCCAGCAACCAAACCAAGAACAUCCCAAUGACAAUUGAAGGACUCAGCUCCAUAUCUUUGGUGACCGAUUCCCCAGACAAGUUCACCGCAGCUGCCAAGUUCUACGUGCGGGCCGGGUUCACCGCCCUCAAGAGCUACAACAAACACCUAAACAAACCUGACCUCCUCGGAGUGUCCAGCGACUCCAUCAGAGAACUUUGGCUUCAGAGCUUCCCAGUGGAAGAGGUCGAUAGCCAUGGCCAGGUGAUCCCGUUUCAGGAGCUGGCAGUCUACCAGGGCGACAACUGCGAGUCCUUGAGUGACCCGGUAUUGAUCAAAUUGAGACUUGUAUCCACUUGUGUCGAGGUGUGCAAAGACAUCCAUUUAUUCACCACCGACGUUGACGGAUGUCACCGCCGUUUUGGCCUGUCAGUCGACCCGCUCGGCAACCGCAUUGUGUUGCUGAACAAGGAGCUGUUAACGGGUCGGGAGUUUGGCUCCGACCAAGAGUAUAUCGACUACCGAAAAUCCGUGUUGGUUCCAGCCUCCAACGAUGCUGAUGCCCACACCGGCCCCCGGACCCUCAAGAAAAAGAUUGCGGUGAUGACAUCGGGUGGUGAUUCACAGGGAAUGAACCCGGCCGUCCGUGCCGUCGUCCGUUCUGCCCUCUUUUAUGGGUGCGAUGCGUUCGCCGUGUACGAAGGCUACGAAGGAUUGGUUAAUGACUAUAUCCGGCGCAUGGACUGGGACGACGUGCGGUCAUUCUUGAGCUUUGGUGGUACCAACAUCGGCACGGCGCGGUCCAAGCGGUUCCGAGACCGUGAGGGCCGGUUGGAAGCGGCUGGUAAUAUGAUCAAAAACGGUAUUGAUGCGUUGGUGGUUUGUGGAGGAGAUGGGUCGUUGACGGGUGCCGACUUGUUUCGGAGCGAGUGGCCGUCGUUGGUCGAUGAGUUGGUGUCGUCCGGGCGGUUCAGUGCCACCGGCGUGGCGCCGUACCGCCAUUUGACGAUUGUGGGGCUCGUGGGAAGUAUCGAUAACGAUAUGGCCACCACCGAUGCCACGAUCGGAGCCUUCUCGUCGUUAGAGCGGAUUACCGAGAUGGUGGACUACAUCGAUGCCACCGCCACGUCGCACUCACGGGCGUUCGUGGUGGAGGUGAUGGGACGCCAUUGCGGGUGGCUUGGGCUUAUGGCCGGCCUCGCCACGGGUGCAGACUACAUCUUCAUUCCCGAGCGGCCCCCCAAGAAUGGGGCCUGGCAGGCCGAGUUGCAGGUAGUGGCGCGCCGUCACCGUGAAGCCGGUAAGCGGAAUACCACGGUGAUCGUGGCGGAAGGAGCUACCGACGAUCAGUUGAACCCCAUCACUGCGGCCGAGGUCAAGGAUGUGCUUGUGGACUUGGGCCUCGAUACACGGAUCACCACUUUGGGCCACGUCCAGCGAGGUGGGUCUGCCGUGGCUUUCGACCGGAUGUUGGGCACGGUUCAGGGUGUGGAGGCCGUUAAAGCGGUGUUGGAAUCAACUCCGGCCUCCGAGCUGCCUAUGAUCGCAAUCGUGGGUAACAAAAUCGUCCGCCAGCCGUUGAUGAAGGCGGUGGCACUCACGAAGCUGGUGGCCGAGUGUAUUGAAGCCAAGGACUUUGAUGGGGCCAUGGCCUUGAGAGAUGGGAAUUUCGCCGAGGCCUACGACCAGUUUCUUCACACCAGUAUUCACGAUGAUGGCACCCACCAGUUGCCUACCACCGAGAGAUUGAACAUCGGGGUCAUCCAUAUUGGGGCCUCGAGUUCCGCUCUAAAUGCUUCUACCAGGGCCAUCACCUUGUACUGUUUGAGUCGUGGCCAUAAGGUGUUUGCGAUCCAGAAUGGGUUCCACGGGUUGAUCCACACAGGGGAGAUGAGAGAGUUGGAGUGGAUUGACGUUGAGGGCUGGUACAACAAGGGAGGUAGUGAGAUCGGUACCAACCGGUCGUUGCCCAGUGAGAACUACGGGGAAGUGGCCUACCACCUCCAGAAAAACAGUUUGGACGGGUUGAUCAUCAUUGGUGGGUUCGAAUCCUUCACUGCUUUGAACCAGUUGAACCAACAACGUCACAACUACCCAGUGUUCCGGAUGCCCAUGAUUGUGAUACCGGCUACCGUCUCUAACAACGUUCCUGGUACCGAAUAUUCGUUGGGAUGUGACACUUGUUUGAACCAAUUGGUCAAUUACUGUGAUGCCGUCAAGCAGAGUGCCUCGUCGACCCGGAGACGGGUGUUUGUGGUGGAGGUGCAAGGAGGACACAGUGGGUUUGUGGCGAGCUUUAUCGGAUUGGUCACUGGGUCUAUCGCCACCUACACUCCCGAAAAGAAGAUCAAUUUGGCGACCAUCCAGGAGGAUAUCGACUUGAUCUUCAAGAUUUUCGAAAAUGACAGAGGCGAGGACAAGAACGGGAAGAUCAUCAUCAGAAACGAAUUGAGCAGUAAGGUCUACACAACCGAGUUGAUAAGUGAGAUUUUAAAGGAGAACAGUAAUAAACGGUUUGAGACCAGAACCGCGGUUCCUGGCCAUGUGCAACAAGGAUUCAAGCCUACUUCCAAAGACAGGGUUUUCGCUGUCAAUUUCGGAAUGAAAGCCGUGCAGUUCUUAGAAGAGCAUCAGGACACCGAUGCCUUAGGAAAUUCCAACCAUGUCAUAAUUGGGAUGAAUGGGCUGAAGGUGACGUGCUCGAGUGUUACGGACUUGAACAAGGAAGCCAAUGUCGAGUUGAGAAAGGGAACCAGAGUCCAUUGGAAUAAGAUGGUGGAAAUCGGCGACAUGUUGAGUGGCCGGCUGUUGAUGAGGAGAUCCAAGUAAAUACCGUAGCUUUAACCUUUUUUUUUUUACCAUAUUUUGGACACGCAUAGAAAGUCUAUUAGUUAGAAAACGCAUUAUUUUAAACCUUGUAGAUACUUUUGAGGCGAUCCUUUUUGACGGAGAACUGCGUCGGCGGGAGGUUUUUCCGCAUAUAUACACAGCAUUAAAAGGGGAAUUAUUAGCCGGAACCAGUGAAACCAGACGAGCAAGGGACUAGACGAAUUGAAAAC